AAAGAUGGCUGCUUCGGCGGCAACAGCGAGUUCUCCCCCUGGUUUGUGUCCAAAUUACGCCGUUAUAUGCUCCUUCCUGGAACGCUACGGAGCACUGCUGGACUUGCCAGAGCUCACCUUCCCACAGUUGGAGAGGUACCUGCGGGACACAUCCUCAGUUCCAAAGCUUCUGGUUGAUCUUCAUGUCAAGUUGCUGAGGAAGAUUGGAAAGUCCGUGUCAGCGGACAGAUGGGAGAAGUAUCUAGUCAAGAUAUGCCAAGAUUUCAACACAACAUGGGCAUGGGAGCUGGAGGAAAAGGGAUACAAGGGUAUGACGUUGGAGAGCAAGACAGCGAUUCUCAAAUAUCUGUGCGAGUGUCAGUUUGAUGACAACCUCAAGUUCAAAAAUGCCAUCAAUGAGGAGGACCCAGACAAAAUGCGGCUGCAGCCCAUCGGCCGCGACAAGGACGGCCAGAUGUACUGGUUCCAGCUGGACCAGGACAACAACGUCCGCCUCUAUGUGGAGGAGCAGGACGACCUGGACGGCUCUUCAUGGAAGUGUAUCGUCAGAGAUCGUAACGACCUAGCACAGGUCUUGGUUCUGCUCAAGACACAUAUUGAUCCUGAGCUCCUGCAGAAAGAUGCCAAAAAUGAAGAGGAAAAAGGAGGCGAAGUAAAAAAAGACGAGAGCUCAUCAGAUGAGGACAGCAAAGACUCCACCAAGGUGGCCUUACCUGUUUCACCGAAGACAGAGAGCAAUCGAAAAGUUGAACACCAUGAUGACGUCAAAUUGGAAACAUCCGAGGUCAAAUCGACUUUGAACGGCAUCGUUGAGGCUGCAACGGAAAAGCCAGUUGAUGAAAGUGUAGCCACAAAAGUCCAGAGCAUCAAAGAAGAGCCGACGGAUGAUGUGAAGUUGGCAGGCGGGGACCCGACUCUCCCAAAAGUUGAUCCUGAGUGUGCAAAGGCUGAGGCAGGUGAGGAGGCCAAGAGAAGCAACUCGGACGAGAUCCAGCAGAUCAAGAACAAGCAGCAGGCCAAGAUCCCCUUGAAGAAAAGAGGGAUGAAGUUCAGCGAGGACUUUGACAAAAACAUUGUGCAGAAUCUGCCUGUUUCCAAACCCGACACCCCUUCCAAGCAAGGCGGCAACGACCACAUCAACGGCGAAGUUCAGCCGACACCAGAGACGCAACUCCAGAUGCGUUUGAGCGAGAACUUGAGUGACAGCAACCAGGAAAAACACAAAGCUUCUCCAAAAGAAGAUGUGCUGAAAGAUGCCAUGAAGGAACCUCGCUGUCCUGUGAAGAUCACACCACCACCGUUGCCACUAUCGGACCAGAAAGAACCAAGUGUGCUGGUCGGAACAGAAAAGAGUGCCACAAUGGAGAAGGAGGAAGCUCCUCCAGAGUCUUUGACUAAUGAGGACAAGAGGUCAUCCAAUCAGGAACAGGAUCGAACUCUAGCAGAAGCCAAGCCAGCAGGUGACCAGAUGCACACGUCAAAAAAUGCUAAAGACAAUUCAAAUCAUAAAGUCAAAGACAUAGAGUCCGAAAAACUAGACUGCGGGAACUCGACGGCUGCUGAAGAAACGAAGGACCCCGAGAUGACACAAAGUAUAGCAGACGUCAAGCAAACAGAAACGAGCAUGAUAGAAAAAGACUCAAGCGAGAGUGAAGCAGGAAAGUUGGAUAACUCUAUCAAGAAAACUUCUCCUGCAGGACCUCACGAGAAGGUGCUGCCGACAUCCAUCGUCAAGAAGGAAGACCAGCAAAAGGACGACGCAGGGAGCCGAGAGGUAGCACUGAGCUCCAGCGUCAUUAAAAAGGCAGAGACACCUGAAAGCGUGAAAUCAGAGAAAUCAUCCUGUAAUAAAGAAUGCUUUGAGGCAUCUGUUAUUACAAAGCUGGGCGCAGAAUUGUGUCCAUCGGCUAAGAAAGAGGAGACCCCAAAAAAGCCUCAAGCCAGCGAGGACAGCAAGACAUCUGAAUCAUCUGAAGAAGCAAACACUGUAGAUCUUUACACGGCAAAACUGCAACAGGACCAUUGUCCCAAAACGACAGAGGAGGCUUCUGAACAUAAAGAAAGAAUAUCCAGCACUGCUGACAAAACCGCCACCCCUCUAGAAUCUGAUGCAAAGUCCAAACAGGAACAGGAACAGGCAGCUGGGGAACAGCCUGAAAGAAUGGAGGAGGAGCUUGCAUCAGAAGUCCACAAGGAUGAAAAUGAGAAGGAUUCCAAAAGCGAUAAAUCAACGGAGAAAGAUGCACCUGAAGAACCUGAAGUGACGAAAUCCACUGACCAACCGUCUGAGCCGCAGCGAUCUGAGGACACGAGUGAGAGCAAAGAACCCACCGCCAGCGAGCCAACAGACAAGGCUGCCAAAAGCAAAAGCGGAGAAGACGAGUCCAAGAAAGAGGCGACGGAAAACUGCAGCGAAGGUCUGCCAGACAUGAAGGAGAAGGCCGUCUGCCGGAAAGGCAGAAUUCCCGCUCACCUCCGCAAGGCCAAACUCCAGCAGGAGGAGAGGAGGGGCGACUCGGAGUCUGACACCAACACUGGCGGGAGGUCGCUGCGACGAUCGCCGAGGAUCUCCAGACCCACGCUAAAGGCGGUGGAGAUCCAGGACAAGAAGGCGGAGAAGUGCCAGGCCACCCGGGAAAAAGAUGAGGAAGAAGAAAACAAGGAAGAAGAAGAGGAGGAGGAGCAGGAGGUGAAGGUUGUUCAAAAGAAGCCCAGAGAGAUAAAGUUGGCUCAGGAGGGUCAAUCCAAACCAAAGGGGCGAAAACGCCGGAAGACACGCUGGUCCAACACGCGCACCCGCCACAAAAGGAAAGGCUCCGAUGAUGAAGACGACAACAGCGAUGAGGAGUCCAGUGAAUAUGAGGAAAGCGAAGAGGACGAAGACGACAGCGACGAGGACUACAAGGUGGAGCGGGGCCGGAAGCGCCGCCGCCGCCACAACCGACAGCGACGAAGCUCAGACUCCUCCACGUCCUCGGACGACGAUGACCUGCCGCCCAACGAUGACCCGUGCAAACACUGUGGUCUUCCCAAUCACCCGGAGCUGAUCUUAUUGUGCGAUUCGUGCGACAGCGGCUACCACACGGCCUGUCUGAGACCGCCACUCAUGAUCAUCCCCGACGGUGAAUGGUUCUGCCCGCCCUGCCAGCAUAAAAAGCUCUGUGAUAAACUAGAAGAGCAGCUGCUAAACCUUGACGCCGCCUUGAAGAAGAAAGAGCGGGCAGAGAGAAGGAAAGAGCGUCUCAUUUAUGUCGGAAUCAGUCUGGAAAACAUCAUCACACCUACGGUGGAGGAGGAGAAGCCAGAGGUGAUUGUCAAAGAGAAGAAGGACUCCAAGCGAUGCAAGAACUGGGGUCGAAGGUCAACAAGAGCCAAGAAGUCCAUCAGCUACAGAUUCGACGAGUUUGACGAGGCCAUUGAGGAGGCCAUUGAGGAAGACAUCAAAGAAGCCGAAGGAGGAGGAGCCGGCCGUGGAAAAGACAUGGCCAACAUCACAGGACACCGAGGCAAGGACAUGUCCACCAUCCUCCAGUCGGAAGAGGGCAAGGAGAACGGCCGACCAAUGCACCCCAGCGCCGGGCAGCGCAAGAAAAAACGGCGGCGUCUCAACGACCUGGACAGCGACAGCACGGUGGACGAGGAGGAAAGCGAAGACGAGUUUUGUCUCAGCGAAAGCUCCGAGGAGGACUUUGUGGUCUCCGAGAACGAGGCAGAAGCAGAGACUGACGCAGACUCCAACAGCAGCGACAGCAAUAUCAGCGGCAAGCGUCGCGCGGCCAGCUUACACAGCCGGAAUCUGCUCCAGCGACGACGAAGCUCCAGAAAGCGGCGGCGACCCAAAGGCUACUCUGAUGACGAGGAAGUGGAAACGGACGAGGAUGUUGAGGAAGAGGAAAUAGCGACGGAAGGCUCCAGCGAGUACAGCGACAGCGAUCUGGACAUGAGUCGGCGGCGGUCGCGGCGCAGCCACAAGGCGCAGGUGAAUUAUGCAGAGACGUCAGAAUCCGAAGGCUCUCAGGCCGAAACCAACCGGGACAAAAUUAAACCGAGACGGCGCCUGGACAGCUCGGACAGUGACGCGAGCUUCUCCCGAGACUCUGAGGAGGGCUCCAGGGAUCAGAGGAUGAAGAGGAGAGGCGACUCCUCGGAAGAAGAGUCCCAGCAGCGACGCCGGCGCCUCGCCCUCAAGCGCAGGAGAGCUUCAGAAGAGGAGGACUCGGACAGCGACUCUGACGAAUCGUCUGAGGAGGACCGGCCCGUCCGUAAGAGGGUAAACCGUAUCGAUUCGGAUGACGAGGACGACAAAGAGCAAGAAGACGAGAAACCGAAAGAGAAGAAAGCAGCCGAGGACGGCGGUGGUGGCAGUGUGACGGCGAAGGGAACGAACUCAUCGGUCUGCAACACGGCCGAGCCGUCACUCCCAUCUCCGCUGCCACCACCCUCCAACGGACAGACCAAGAACGUGGAGGGCGUGAUCAGCCGAAAUGGAGUGGGCGGCCAGCAAGGGGCGGCACAAGAGGAGGACGAAGACGACCUCUUGGGGGUCACAGACCUCGUGGACUACGUCUGCAAUAACGAAGACUUGUAAAAAAAAAAAAAAAAAAAUGACAAGAUGGUGUACUAUUUCUUCUUAUUUUUUGUGGUAUUGUAUUUUUAUAUUCAUUAACUUUAUUAUUAAUUAUUAUUAUUGUUGUUGUUGUUAUAAUAAAUACUGCCUCUUUCUCUGCAACAACUCCCUGUUUGAACAUAGCCGGAUUGUCUCUUUUCACGCAGAGACCCAGAGAAUACAGAGCCGGCAUUCAUCCCCUUUUUACACAGCCCCCAGCAAUGCAGGAUAUUGCUUUCACACAGCAACACGGCAUCCCGCCACCCUGCCCCCCAGAAUCAUUCCUGCUUUUCCCCUAUUCCCUUUCACACAGGCAGCAUUUUUGGACGCAUUCAGUGUGAAAGGUUUCUUUACCUCCGUCGUCCCACGUGUCCUUAUGUCAUGUCCCCAAUAUCCUCCCCGUUCACACGGCAGGGCAACUAAAUAUUUCUGCUUUGAGUGAAGUGGAUCAUUCCAGGUUAGAAGUGGUGUAAAAAUACACUAGUCCCCCUUUUUCCUGUACCAAACGUUGCUGUCAUGUGUCCUCCCUUCCAUCCUGUGUGAAAUGAUUUUGUAUAUUGUACACAUUUGAACUGCCAUCUGUGUCCUGUGUUGUUUUUACAUUACAAAAGGGAGCAAAGACACUCCCCAGUAACGCUACAGUGUCUAGCCUGGACUUUUUAUACACACAAUAUAUAUAUAUAUCUAUACAUAUAUAUAUAUAUAUAUAUAAUGUAUUUUUUUUGCAUAUCUAAACGUUGAUUGGAUGUGGUGUCGCUACGCAAACGUGUAAAGAGUGUUAUUUUCUUUGUACAUUCACAGCAGAAAGGGUCACAGUUUUUAUGAACUUUUUUUUUAUUAUUCUUUCCUUCUGGGUCUUCCCAUGCACACUAGAUAAUUUUCUAAAGUCUUGAAUUAAAAAUAUAGUUUGUGUGUAGUUAUUUGUAAUGUAUCUAUGGAGGCAUUUUUAACCAUGAGGCAAUUCUUCCUAUGGGAUUGCAUGGGUUCCUUUCUGUUUUUUUCCCCUAGGAACUCUAGGUACUCUUGAAUUUUCGUACAAAAAAAACAGAACAUGUUAGCAUGUGACCUGCUGUCUAAUUAUUAGACAAUAAAAUCAAAACUGGGGAAAACGGGUGGAAUUGGACCACAGAAGCUUGUUUGUAUUUAUCCUGUCAGGCUGGCCAAAAACAGACUAAAUUGGGGAGGGAAAAAAAUUCUGUUGAAUUUUAGUGGACAUUAGUGUGACUUGUUGUAAGAGCUGCAUGGGAAUAAGAGUAUCUGGUGCCAAUGAGCGGAAUAUUACGUCCACCCUUUGACCUCAUUGGGAAUUUGGGAGAAACAGCGGGUGGAAACGCCCCCCUCUUCUAUUCCCAUCCCCCACCCCCUGUAUACAGAACCUAGUCAACCGCUCCUGACCCCUUGAUUGGUUAACUGUUACAGUAUUUCUUAUGAUCUUGUACAUUUGUCAUAAUAAAAGUGCUUGUAAGCCUCAGACAAACACGUUUAAGGUUAUGUUUCGCUCACUUUGUCUCUCCCGCAAUCUCGCUUUACCCUUGAGUAAAAAUGUAACACUGUACUGUAUACCUUUUUGUCACUUUCCACCAGUAUUCUCCUGAAAAGAAGCCUAUGCAUUUGUGUCCUCUGUAGCAGACAUUUGUUUUUGGGAUAGACAUUUGUUUUGGGGCUAUAUCUUUUGUCAGCGUUAAAAAGUUUGGAAAGUAACAGACUUCAACUGUAAUGGACAUGAAGACCAUUGAGGUUAGCUAAUAGCAAACUGGCCUGCGAGUUUGUGGUACACGGUCAUACUGUAUAUCGGCCCCAAAACAAUUUAUGAAUGAAUAAAAUGAAUGAAUAAA
Dunckerocampus dactyliophorus (ringed pipefish) is the source of this 6441-nucleotide messenger RNA. Its product is annotated as remodeling and spacing factor 1-like. Lineage: Eukaryota; Metazoa; Chordata; Actinopteri; Syngnathiformes; Syngnathidae. The transcript has 16 exons. Bases 5 to 4588 code for a protein of 1527 amino acids. The record is from RefSeq and is a predicted model, not a curated record. Gene Ontology annotation, biological process: regulation of DNA-templated transcription. Gene Ontology annotation, cellular component: RSF complex.